UAGAGAGGCGGGAACAUGGGCGGAAACGGACAAGGUCAGGUGACGUCAGGAGGGGUAGAGAGAAGAAAACCUCUUGUGAAUGAGCCCAUUAGAGCUAUGGCAAAACGUCGUGGACCUUAUCAAAGAUAUUUGGAGGAUUAUACAGCAGAUGUCCCAAGGAGUACCAAGCACAGAUGGAAAGUAAAAAAUACUGGCUGUAAUGUUGACAGCAACACAGACGAUCCCAUGAGUAACACUUUGACUGAUGGAGAGGAAGAACCCAGCAGUUCCAGCAAUGAGGACGAACUCAAUAAUGACAACUCUUCCACAACUACCAUGAUUGAUAUAAUACAAAAGAAUGAUAACAAAAUGAACACAGAAGAACACUGUAUGGACACUUCCACUAGUGAAGGGGAAGAUGAGGAACUCAGUACUGAGAGCAUGACCACAUGCAUUUUGGAUGUACACAUUCCAGAGAAUGAAGAAGCUGUGUCAUAUUCUGAAGACAACUUGACUGAUACGUCUAGUAAUCAAGGUGAAAACCAUGCUGAUGAUGAAGACAUGAUGGAGGGGAAUAAUGCUGGAGAAAAGACACCCAAACUUAAAGCGGGCUCUGAAGACCAAGCAGAUGGUGACAACCCCCUAUAUCCUGGUGCAUCUAUUUCAAAGGGAGAAAGUCUACUGAUGCUAAUGUCUUAUGUGCUGCGACACAACUUAACUGGCAAGGCAGUUACUCACUUACUGGAAAUGUUUAACCUAAUGUUUCCAGGUCUGAUUCCAUCCUCACACUACCUUUUCCACAAAGAAUUUAAAGGUUCAUCUCAAUCUGAAAUUCACUUUUAUUGUGAAAAAUGCCUUGCAUACCUUGGCAAUAGUGCACACUGUAACUCUCAGUGUACCCUUUGCAACAAAGCGUUUGAUGCCAACAGAAGUUUAAAAAAUGGCUUCUACUUUCUGGUAAUUCCCCUUCAUGCACAGAUUAAACAACUUCUGCAAGAACUUGAUGUAAGCCUUACAGAUAAAACUAGGUCCUCUGGUGUUUUAACUGACAUACAGUCUGGUGAAGAGUAUCAGAAAUUGGUGGCCAAUGAAGUUCUUGGAAAAGAUGAUUUGACUCUGAUUUGGAAUUGUGAUGGUGCACCAGUGUUCAAAAGCUCAAAAUGCAGCAUUUGGCCAAUUCAGUCCCAGAUAAUUGAACUGGAACCUGAAGAAAGAAAACGGCACAUUUUGAUGUCAGCAUUAUGGUUUGGGCCAGCUAAACCAUCAAUGAUUACUUUGCUGACACCAUUUGUUGAAGAAGCUGCAAAAUUAGAGGCUGAUGGUAUUGCCUGGCAAGACAGAAAGGGACACAGUCAUGUUUCCAAAGUGUUUGUGCUGAUUUGUUCCUCUGAUUCUGUGGCUCGUCCAUUGCUUCGCAACACUAAACAGUUCAACGGCUUUUACGGCUGUGAUUUUUGCUUGCACAAAGGAGGUAAGACGUAUCCAUAUGAACAACCUGAACCCCCACUUAGAAAUGAGAGGGAUCAUUACAGUCAUGCAAUGUCAGGUACAACUGAUGAGCCAGUGUGUGGUGUCAAGGGGCCAUCUCCUUUAAUGCAGCUUCAACAUUUCCAAAUGAUAAAUGGCUUCAUUCCUGACUACCAGCACAAUGUGUGCCUUGGAAUCACUCGGCAGCUCUCUACACUUUGGUUUGAUUCAUCAAACAAAGAUUCACCCUGGUUCAUAGGUAAAGAGAUUAAUGAAGUUGACAGGCGACUUGCAAAAAUAAAACCACCUGUUGAAAUUACAAGGACAACAAGAUCACUGUCUGAACGGAAGUUCUGGAAAGCUUCAGAGUGGCGUGCAUUCCUCCUUUUCUAUUCUCUACCUGUAUUGAAAGGCAUACUCCCUGCAAGAUUUUGGAACCAUCUGUUCCUACUUGUGUUUGGCAUAUAUACACUAUUGCAGCAUACUAUAAAGACUGAAAGCAUUUUGGUCGCCGAGCUAGCUCUAAAAAAAUUUGUGAUUGUGUUCCAAAGACUGUAUGGAAAAAAUAACAUGACUUUUAAUAUCCAUUUGCUAACACACACUGCUCACAGUGUAAAACAAUGGGGGCCAUUGUGGGCUACAUCAACGUUUUCAUUUGAAUCAAAUAUGGGCACACUCAAGAAGUAUUUUAAUGGAACACAGUAUGUCCCCUCACAAAUAGUCAGAACAUUUCUGUUGUGGAGAGAAUUACCAGAAAGGGCCAAGAACACUAUCCCUCCAGAAAAUGAAAAGGUUCGAUCUUUUUUUGAGGAACUUUACUUUAACAAAAGAAAAACUGAAAGUUGUAAAGUACUAACUGAAAGUGUUAGGGGUUUUGGUAAUCCAACAAUGCAAAAAUCUAUCAAAAUUUCGUAUAGGCUUGCAAUUGCAAAGUUGUGUGGAAAUCUAAGCAACUGCUUCUGGUCUUUCAACCGUUUUUUGGUCAAUGGAGUUCUGUAUCAUAGUCAAAAGUAUGACAAAUUGAAAAAGAGAUACAACAGUGCUGUAUGCUUAAAAGACGGAACACUUUGUUUAACAAAUGACUUGGUUAUUUUUAAACAAAAAUGUUCACAUGAAAUUUCUGCUUUGUGUUCUUGUACCAAAAUGUGUUGUGUUUUAGUUGAAGUACUUGCUAAAUUAGACAGACCUGUAUGUAAAGAUUCACAGAUCAACAUACAAAGUACUUUCUUAUUUGAGGUUAAAAAAACUGAAACUGUUAACGCUGUGUGGCCUGACAUGCUUCUAACCAAAUGUGUUCUUGUUGAAAGAGAUGAUGCUUUGUACAUAACACCAUUGCCAAAUGCUUUUGAGAGAGACUAGAACUUGACCAAUAAAGUCAGUCAAAUGUU
Cyprinodon tularosa is the source of this 2834-nucleotide messenger RNA. RefSeq lists its product as uncharacterized. The coding region runs from base 16 to 2805 and encodes 929 amino acids. The record is from RefSeq and is a predicted model, not a curated record. The transcript is spliced from 5 exons. NCBI's taxonomy places the organism in Eukaryota, Metazoa, Chordata, Actinopteri, Cyprinodontiformes, Cyprinodontidae.